Molecule: messenger RNA, 2490 nt
Organism: Cyprinodon variegatus (sheepshead minnow)
Lineage: Eukaryota; Metazoa; Chordata; Actinopteri; Cyprinodontiformes; Cyprinodontidae
Product: alpha-(1,3)-fucosyltransferase 4-like
Exons: 1
Coding region: 204-1340 (378 amino acids)
Cellular component (GO): membrane
Molecular function (GO): alpha-(1->3)-fucosyltransferase activity
Source: RefSeq, a predicted model, not a curated record
GAGCUAAGGAGAAGCUACCGGAUCUGCAUACCUGCAGCAGUUCUGCAACCUCCUUAUCUCGACUAUUACACCUGCAUGGCAGUCCAAAGGUUUUCAGUUACAGUAAGGGUGUGUCAGCAUUCUGCACUUCCCUCUUUAUUUAUUCAUUUGUUUACCUUGUUAGAGAACAGGUUUGGGGGGGCUCUGCUGGGGGAGGGGUGUCCAUGAAAGAUCGGGUUGGUUGGAGGGCAGCGGGCCCCUCUCCCGAAGCAUCCUGUUGGACAGGUGUAAGGAGACUAUGUUUGAAGGGUGUCUUCAAAAGGUCCAGGCUGUAUGUUAGCAUGGCAGCCGUGAGCUUCCUGAUCUUUCUGGUAUUAAGCGCGCUGUACCUGCCGGAUCAGGCCGCCACUGAGCGGCCUCUGCCAGAGGUGACCCUCUUGAUCUGGACGCAUCCUUUCGGGGAAUAUCGCGCCCUUCCGGACUGUUUGGAGCUGUAUCAGGUCAGUGGGUGUGCGCUCACAGAUGAUCCACAGGCUUACCCGCAGGCGGACGCCGUGAUCAUCCACCACCGGGAGAUUGCUAUAGGUGAAGCCGAUCUCCCAUCGGAGCCGCGGCCCGGAGCGCAGAAAUGGAUAUGGAUGAACUACGAGUCGCCAACGCACACGCCGGGAUUGUGGUUCGUUGAAGGCGUUUUUAACCUCACUAUGAGCUACCGGACGGACUCAGAUAUUUUCCUGCCUUAUGGAUAUUUGGUCCCCCGGGGGCGCAAAGAAACAGUGCGCCAUGGAGCAGGUUUUACGCACGCGCUCUCCAAUUCAAGUCGCCCACGCAAACGCUUCGUCGCCUGGGUCAUCAGUAACUGGUCGGCCAGUCACGCCCGCGUGGGUUUCUACCAUCAGCUCCGCAGGUUCAUCCCGGUCCACGUGUUCGGGGCGGCCGGGCGGCCGCUGCAGCGGGGCGAAGGCAGCGUGGCGCGGCUGCUGCGGCGCUACAUGUUCUACCUGGCGCUGGAGAACUCGCAGCACACAGACUACAUCACAGAGAAGUUAUGGAACGCGGUGCAGGCCGGGGCGGUACCGGUGGUCCUGGGACCUUCCAGGAAGAAUUAUGAGCGCUUCCUGCCCGCAGAGGCCUUCAUCCACGUCAACGACUUCCCCUCAGUGAGGGAGCUGGCCCGUUACCUGGUGAAGCUGAGGGGAGACCCGCUUCAGAUGAGGCGGCACCUGGACUGGAGGAGGAGCUACAGCCUGCACCAGCCGAGGUUCUGGGGGGAGCAUUACUGCAUGGCCUGCAGGGCGGUGAGGAGGAGCACAGGACGGAGCCAGACAGUGACAGACCUGACCAGGUGGUUCCAUUCAUAGAGACUCCAUGAUGAGAAGACUGGAGCUGAUGAUUGGAUUUGAUCUAUGACAGGAAAACAGGGAACUCAAGGAAUUUAAAACUGUUAUUUCUUUAAUAUUGGCUGUGAAAAAGUUUUAAAACAUAUUUAAUUUAACGUGUCUUAUUGACAUCCCAAGCUGCUCUUGCUGGCUUGUUCACUUUUUGUUAUUUCGGUACAUUUCAGAGUUAUUCAUGUGACUGUUGUUAAUCAUCAAAGCCCUACUUUGAUAUAUAAAUCACUUUGACAUAAAUAAAUAAAUAAAUAAAUAUAAAAAUUGUUCUAAUUAAAAAGGAAAAUAUUUCAAAAUAUUCCACUGAGGUAUUAAAUGCAGAAAUGUUUCUUUGUACCAGACGCCACAUUUAUUUAGAAUAUUUUAGCCAACUGCAAUACAAACAGUAUUUCCUUUAGAAUAAGAUCAUCCAUCUUUCAGAUUAAACAAACCUGGCAUAAAUAUUUCCCCAAAUCUUUCAAAGCUGACUUCUAAAAAGACUAGAGAGCUGCUGAUUAAGACCAUAAAGGCUACAAAAACCUCUAGGUCAUUUGAAACAUAAUACAAAUACAUUAGGGCUAGUUAAAAGCUUUUGCUCAUUUCCAUAUUUCCUCUUUUGUCUUUUAAAGAAAGAAAUUUGUAUUUAUUUCAUGUUAUUUCAGAAAAAAAUAUAAUGAAAUGUGAUUCCAGUCCAGUUGCAAAUGACUAUGGCUAAUGAACCCCUGAUCUAAAUGUUGAGACUGAUUAAAAGAGGUCAUAUUAUUUGCAUUUUAAAUGACUGGGUCAGAGCUUUAAAAUGCUUGCAGAUCAAACACAUUAUUAUGCAGAAAGAAAUCCAUUAUCUAUAUUUUCUUAAAGGUGUGGGUUCCCACCAGCAUACAGAGACACAAAGGACAGACAGCCAUGCUGGAAAAAUACUCUGUUUAAAGAGAGGAAAAUAACACCUCCUUUUUUGUCACCAUGGUAGGCAGCUUGAGUAAAUGGUGAGAACCCAUUCAUAAUCUCAAUUCAAAUAUACUAUAAGUAAUCCUUGCUGCAAGACAACAGUGUUAACCACUUAAGCCAAAAUGCUACAAUAAUUAGACUGUUUGUUAGCUGGUUAAAAAGUCAAAGGCAUCAAUUGCAGAAAAGGAAAAAGAAA